Molecule: messenger RNA, 468 nt
Organism: Prunus armeniaca (apricot)
Lineage: Eukaryota; Viridiplantae; Streptophyta; Magnoliopsida; Rosales; Rosaceae
Source: the annotation of a GenBank genome assembly
AUGAACAACAAUUCUACCCAACAAAGCAAUGGCCAUGGCCACCAAAUUUCCAAGCCCAAAAAAAAAGGCAAAACCAAGAAGCAGGGGAUCAAAGUGGUUUACAUCUCCAACCCAAUGAAGGUGAGGACGAGUGCCUCAGAAUUCAGGGCUCUGGUUCAAGAGCUCACUGGCCAAGACUCUGAGCUCCCGGACCCAGCCAAGUUUUUGGAGCACUCAUCUGCAGAAGACAACAAUUCGACGGCCCAGAUUGGUGGACAUCAUCAUCUUCUUCGUCAUCAUGAUGCAUUGGAUCUAGUGGUGGCUGAUGCUGCUUCUCCUCCUGCUCAAGAGCAGCCUGCUGAGAGUUCAAGCUCAAAUGUGAACACCCAAUAUCCUGAUGAUGAGCUUUAUGAUGAUCUUUUUGUGCCUGAAAUGAUGGAUAGCUUUGGGGGGUUUUUGCCCUCCAGUGUCUUGUAUGGAUCCUCUUAA